AUGACAGAUGGUGCAAAUGGUCUCGAAAGACUCUUUGCUUGCGUCUUGACAGACGAUGCGGCAGCCGUGAGAGACAUCGUGAACCAGCUCGAUAGCAACGCAAACAGUGUGCCACUGCAAGCAAUUGCAACCUUCGCAGCAUCACACAACGAUGUAGCAGUCCUGCAGCUGUGUCUUCAGCUGGGUGCCUCACUUGACAAUCGCCAUACUUCCAUGGCGAUAGAGUAUGCGGCGCGAGGCCCGACACUACUAGAUCUCUUGUACAAAUACGAUUGGCGAGGAAUGCGGACGUCCGAAAGCGCUUUCAACAGACUGGUUGAGUGGUCUCUGCGCACGGGACCUGACGAGCUGACCUGGUUUUUGGAACAUGGCGCCAAGAUCGACAAAGACACGAUACGGCGAGCUGUUCGCGGCGCCCCUCUGAAGACAUCUUGCGUACAGGUGCUGAUUGAGCGAUAUGGUGUCAAUCUAUUGAAAGGCACGAGACUGUUGCAGAGUGCUGCUAAACGAGGCCGAUGCGACAUGAUCAAGCUCCUCUUGAACGCAGGUCUGGAUGUUAAUGAGCUGGUCUCUCGCUCGAGCCAUGGCGAAGGCGAGGGUGAGCUCACAGCGCUAUACGAAGCUGUCUAUAAGCAGCAUGAGGACGCAAUACAGGUGCUGCUCGAGUAUGGCGCCGACCCGUAUCUCGAGGUAUGCAAUGGCGAUCUAAAUACUCCAUUGAGGCUGGCUGAGGGCCAUGGAUAUUCGAGGAUAAUAGGAAUGCUUCGACGCCAUAUCGAAAGCCAUGAGAGAGGCGGAAGAACUUGGUCAUCAAGGCUUUGA
This is a messenger RNA of Pseudocercospora fijiensis CIRAD86, 822 nucleotides long. RefSeq lists its product as uncharacterized. Gene Ontology annotation, molecular function: protein binding. The coding region runs from base 1 to 822 and encodes 273 amino acids. NCBI's taxonomy places the organism in Eukaryota, Fungi, Ascomycota, Dothideomycetes, Mycosphaerellales, Mycosphaerellaceae. The record is from RefSeq and is a predicted model, not a curated record. The transcript is spliced from 2 exons.